Moesziomyces antarcticus is the source of this 1740-nucleotide messenger RNA. RefSeq names its product CDP-diacylglycerol-glycerol-3-phosphate 3-phosphatidyltransferase protein. Gene Ontology annotation, cellular component: mitochondrion. Gene Ontology annotation, molecular function: CDP-diacylglycerol-glycerol-3-phosphate 3-phosphatidyltransferase activity. The transcript has a single exon. NCBI's taxonomy places the organism in Eukaryota, Fungi, Basidiomycota, Ustilaginomycetes, Ustilaginales, Ustilaginaceae. The record is from RefSeq and is a predicted model, not a curated record. Gene Ontology annotation, biological process: cardiolipin biosynthetic process. The coding region runs from base 1 to 1740 and encodes 579 amino acids.
AUGUCGCUCUUGCGGUCGGCUCCGGCCGCAUGCUCACCGCGAUUGUCGGCAAGCUGUCUCGAGGCGGCACAGCGCAGCGCAUACACCGCAACUUUCUUGUGCCACGCAAGAAGCUUCCACGCGAGCAGGCGGUCGUGUUCUCGCGCCUGGGCAUCGCAGGGGAGCUCCCAGGGUCCGCAUGCACUCACCAGACAGCUGGCCCAAGAGCUUAGUCUUCCCCUCUUCCCGGCGUCAGGGAAGCAGCUCCAUCUCUUGCAAGAUCCGUCGCACUUUUACGAGACACUCAAACGCAAGAUCGGACAAGCUCGAAGCCGAAUCUUCCUCGCCUCGCUCUAUAUCGGCAAAGAAGAGGUCGAGCUGGUCCAGGCGCUUGAACAGGCAUUGCAACGGAAUCCAUCACUACAACUCACGAUUCUCGUCGAUGCGCUCCGUGGGACGCGGGAGGCAGCACCAACACCGUCAUGUGCUAGCCUCGUAUCGAAGCUGCAUGCCCAAUUCCCAGACCGCGUCAACAUCCGCCUUUAUCACACGCCGAAUCUCAAAGGACUCCUGAAGAAGAUCGUGGGCAAGCGUUUCAACGAGGGCUGGGGUCUGCAGCACAUGAAGAUCUACGGCUUCGACGACGAUGUCGUGCUCAGCGGCGCGAAUCUCAGUCGAGACUACUUUACCAACCGCCGCGACAGGUAUCUUCUCGUCGAGGACCACAAGGACGUGGCAGACUAUCUGGAUUCGCUCGUACGCGUCGUGGGUCAGUUCAGCUUCAAGCUCGAGUCAAGUCCCCAGGAGGCGGGCUCGAGCGCCGAGGCUGCACAGCCAGAUUGGAAGCUCGUCUGGGAUGGAGGACGUGACUGUCUCAACCCGGAGGGUCAGGAGUUGUCAGCACCGUAUGCAGAGACUGGCUGGAGUCGAGAAGCAUCCAAGUCGCUCGAGGCAUUCACCCGGGAUUGGCAACAUCGCACGGCGGACACGAUCGGUGGAGGUAGCGACGCAGCCGACACCUUGCUUCUGCCGCUGCUCCAGAUGGGACCGCUGCAGAUCAGGCAAGAAACCCGGGCCAUUCCGCGGCUUCUGGAAGUCGGAUUGCAGGCGUCCGAACCACAGAAGCAGCCAGCUACGCUGGCGCUCACGUCCGGAUACUUUUCGCUCUACAAGCCGUACCGCAAGCUGCUGCUGCGAACGCAAGCGACGAGAACUGCCAUCGUCAAGAUCAUCUGCGCCGCUCCGGAGGCGAAUGGCUUCUUCCGAUCCAAGGGCGUCUCGGGCUGGAUUCCCGAUGGAUACACUUGGUACGAGUACCAGUUCUGGACGGCGCUCACGCGCGCCAAGCGGCUGCUGGGGCAAAACAACAGGCCACACGAUCAGGGCGGCGUAGAGAUUCUAGAGUGGAAGAAGGAGGGAUGGACCUACCACGCUAAGGGCAUAUGGCUUACGCCGUCCGAUGCGGCCUCCCAGACUAAUCUCGGCAAGCCAGCGUCAUCAGACACGGCUGAGGUGGCUGCACCCACGCUGGUGCAUGUGGGAUCGAGCAACUACGGAUCUCGCUCUGCGGACCUGGAUCUGGAGUGCACAUUCAUGAUCUCGACCAGCUCCAGGGAUCUGUCGCUGCGCUUCAAGGACGAGUUUGAGACGCUGGGGCGCGAUGCCAACGAUGUCGUGAACGCCGGGCUGUUCCAACGACCCGAUCGAAAAGUGCGUUGGCGCGUCCGCGUGGCUGCGUGGAUCCUGCGACGUAUGCUCUGA